This is a messenger RNA of Andrographis paniculata, 2121 nucleotides long. Its product is annotated as PX domain-containing protein EREL2-like. Gene Ontology annotation, molecular function: phosphatidylinositol binding. Bases 141 to 1712 code for a protein of 523 amino acids. The transcript is spliced from 11 exons. NCBI's taxonomy places the organism in Eukaryota, Viridiplantae, Streptophyta, Magnoliopsida, Lamiales, Acanthaceae. The record is from RefSeq and is a predicted model, not a curated record. Gene Ontology annotation, biological process: protein transport.
UUUAGGGUGGGAGUCCGGGAGAAUAUGCCCAUAGUUUAGGGGGCAUUUUGUAAAUACAGCAAAAGUCUUCUGGUUCUGGGCGGUUGAAAUUUGGGGAUUUCCUCGUGUCGGGGAUCAGUCUCAAAGAAUUGAGAGCUGCGAUGAAUCUGUACGGGCUCGAUUACACCUCCAUCGACUUAGGGUUGGUGGAACCAGGCCUCGUUGAUUAUGUUUCUCCGUCGCGUGAGAUGAUCGUCGAUAGAAGAAAUAGAGAUAGAGAGGUGGAGGAUUUACUUAACCUCUCGAAUUCACUGUUGCGGAGAAGCCAGCGGGAGAUCAGUCCGCCGCAGCGUCGACACGACGGCACUUCGCCAUUGCCGCUUGGAAUGGAUUGGAGCUCUCCUCCUGGUGUUUGGGACGGGCCAAACACCACCUGGCCUCAUGAUUUUCACACGGGAUGGACUUAUUGUGCUACGAUACCUGGUUGGAGCUUCUUGUCCGAAUCCGGAGGUUCAGAGCCUGGAGUGUUUUACAGAGUCAAAGUAGGUUUGCAGUCUCCUGAAGGUGUUACCACCUCACGAGAAGUGCUGAGAAGGUUUAGUGAUUUCUUGAAGUUGUCAUCUGAUCUCAAACAGUCCUACCGCAAGAAAAAGCUUCCCCCGCCUCCUUCAAAGGGCCUUUUCAAGUUGAAAAGUGAAACAGCUUUGGAGGAGCGUAGGAACUCUUUGGAGGACUGGAUGACGAAAGUGCUCUCAGAUAUUGAUCUCUCGAGAAGUGCUUCCGUAGCAUGCUUUCUUGAAUUAGAAGCUAUUGCACGGUUAUCGUUUCGAGAGUCUAGCCACGACGUGCAAGAUUUAAACUUGAGUUGCAAUGGAAGUAGCCUUUCAACAGUAGCAUCGAUUCAUGGUCCUAGGACUGAGGCAUCUGAGAUUGGCUCCGAGCAACAUUUGAAGGGUGACAACUCAGAAUUUGACAAUGGACUACCGGACUCUCUUGAUGAUAUCGGCCCAAAUGAAGCAUUGCACAAAACUGACAAUGCUAACACAUCUGAAGUAUCCAGUGAAGUUCUUCCCACAGGCAAGAACCAGUUUCAGACUGCCGUAGAACAGCAAUUGAGGUCAUCAAAAACCGAUGUAGAAGAUCUUGUAGCAAGAUUAACCCAAGAGCGCGCCGUCACACAAUAUCUCACCAUCAAGAUCAAUGAUUUGGAAACUGAACUUGAAUCUACCAAGAAAAGUGUCGAAGAAAAUCUGGAGCGCGCAAUGUCUGCUGAGGAGGAAAGGAUUACUCAAAUGCAGUGUGAUAUGGAGGAACUCAGAAAAAGGUGCAUAGAGAUGGAAUUAAGGUUGAAAUCUAAACAGGACGAAUAUGAUCAUGAUGGCACGACAACAACGGCUUCAGAAGAGAUUGAAUCUGUUAGAGAAGAGCUAAGGAAUUUGCGGAAAAGCCAUGAAGAAGCACAAUUAAAAUCGAAAUCAGAAGUUGAAUCACUGAGGUCGGAACUCGAAAAGGUGGCGAAAGAGAGGACAGAAUUAGAGGCAAUGCUACGAAAGGAAAGAGCAGAAAGGGAGCAUGUAAAUGAUGCCCAUACAAAGCUGCUGCACGAAUGUAAGUUGCUUCGUAGUCGACUUGAAGACGAAGAAUUUGCCGUGAGCAACCAAGAAAGUAGUAACCCGAAAAUAGAUGUAGAUGUUCACACUUCAUUCGAGAACCAAAUCGACCCAUCUUGCUGAGGGUCAGAAGCUCCUCGCCGCAGCCCAAGUCACGAGUCAGAACAACAAGAAUACAAACACACAAUCAGUUCAAAAUAUUGCCUAUUGACGUCAAUCUAGAAAACAAGCAUAUUCUCUAAUGCUAUCAAACCAUCGAUCGAAUCAUCUCCGGGCAGCUGAAAGAAUAAUGCAAAAACAGAUAUAUACAAAUGAACGUAGCACACUAUCCUAAAGCUACUAUUGCUCGUGUUCAACUCAUUCAGCUUAGCUCUUACUCAAAAAUGUACGAGCAAACCACCAAUAUAACCUUCAAUGAUUAUCCAAAAUUUACGAGUUACCGUAGAGCAUAGAAACUGUAGAUGCAAUUUCACAACGCCAAAAAAAAAAAAAUACCAAUUAUUUAUAGGUACAUAAACAUAUAUAUAUAUAU